GUUUUAUUAGAUUAGUCCCUUUGCGGGAGAUAUUCGCUACAUAAUCAUUUUUUUGCAAACGGGGAUUGACUUCGGAAUUGCCCGAUUUAAAAUAGUCCAUUAUUCUCCCGCCAUUUGUGAGUCAUGUGGGGGUCAACGUGCGUUUGCGUAGAGCAGAGUUGACUAGAGUGUUGUGUAAUUUAGUGUUUUAGUAAAGUCUUUUUUCCUAUAUCAAGUAAAUAAAUGGGAAACAUUGUUUUUUGGUCUACAGUUUUGGACCCCCCUGAGUAGUAUGACGUAAGGCGGAUGUCAUUCAGCAAUCAGCUGUUUUCAAAGGUUUAUAAGUUUUUUACAAAAUAGGAACAUUUCUACAAGACAGUGUUGAGUUUUUCCACUCAAACUUGCUACUUUACUCUUUUAAUCAAACCCCAUAAACAGUUGCUUGCUCAGGAAUUUCUUGUGCUCUGGAAAGUGUUCAUUUAGUGUAAUUCUCGAAGUGAGCAAAAAUGGUAAUAAAAUUACAACAGAAGCGUGUCGUUCGCAUUCUCCUUGUGGGUGAUUGUGGAGUUGGCAAAACAACUGUUAUUCUAUCCCUUGUCAGUGAGGAAUUCCCAGAAAAUGUUCCUGCCAAAGCAGAAGACAUCACUAUUCCGGCAGAUGUCACUCCUGAGCAUGUCCCAUCGAAUAUUGUGGAUUACUCUUCUUCAGAACAAACUGAGGCUGAAUUAGAUGAUCAAAUCAGGAAGGCUAGUGUUGUGGUUAUCGUUUAUGCUGUAGAUAAUGAUGAGUCUAUUAAAAGGAUAACUUCAUAUUGGAUGCCUCUUGUGAGAAAAAAUCACCCAGAUUGUGAAUGUCCUGUAAUACUUGUUGGAAACAAAAUAGACUUGCUUGAAUUUUCUACGAUAGAUUUUAUCUAUGAUAUAAUGGAGGAGCACACUGAAAUUGAGAGUUGUAUUGAAUGCUCUGCAAAAACUCUGAAAAACAUCUCGGAAGUAUUUUAUUAUGCACAGAAAGCAGUUUUACAUCCAACAUCUCCAAUUUACACCUUGGAAACUGGUGGUUUAACAGAAGGCUGUAGAAUAGCGCUGACCCGCAUAUUCAAAAUCUGCGAUAUCGACUGUGACGGUCUCCUCAAUGACAUGGAACUGAACAACUUCCAAAAGCGGUGCUUUAACGCGCCCCUCCAGCCUCAGGUUUUGGACGACGUCAAGGCAGUGUUGAGGAAGAACCUCAAUGACGGCAUCGUUCAAAACAGCGUCUCUUUAAAGGGAUUUUUAUUUCUGCAUAAUCUAUUUAUACAACGCGGACGGAACGAAACCACUUGGACGGUUUUAAGGAAAUUCGGCUACAACGACAGGUUGGAGAUAACCAAAGAGUAUUUAUAUCCCAGUAUUAAAGUGCCAUCCGGUUGCACCACAGAACUGUCUUUCCGCGGGCAACAAUUCCUCACAAAUAUUUUCGAACGUUACGACAGGGACGGAGAUAAAGCUCUGUCGCCCUCUGAGUUUGAAGAGCUGUUCAGCGUUUGCCCGAACCCUCCUUGGCCUUUUGAUGUUAGUUCUGUUGUGCAAACAAAUGAGAAAGGUUGGAUAACUUUUCAAGGAUAUAUGUGCCAAUGGGCUCUGAUGACGUUGGUUGACCUACCAAAGACGUUCGAAUAUUUAGCUUAUUUGGGCUACAAUAUUUAUGAGAAUGAAAAUCAAUUAUCUGCUGUUAUAGUGACCAGAGAGAAAAAACUUGAUUUAGCAAAAAAGCAGUCCAGUAGAAAUGUAUACCAGUGCCAUGUAAUCGGGCCAUCAGGGUCCGGAAAAACGACUUUUUGCAAGAGUUUUAUCAAAAAUACUUUGGAGUCAAAAACAAAGAAAUCCAGUGAAGAAAACAAGGACAAAACUGACAUAUCAUCCUGUACAGUGAACACCGUUCAAAUUUACGGCCAAGAAAAGAUAAUGGUCCUGAGGGACAUUAACGUGGGAAACGUGUCUGAUCCUCUUCUACCUCACGAAGUGCAAUGCGACGUCGCUUGCUUAGUUUAUGACAUCAAUAAUCCAAAGAGCUUCGAGUACAUUGCACGAAUUUAUAUUAAAUAUUUUGCAGACAGUAAAAUUCCCGUCCUAAUCGUUGCUUGUAAAGACGAUUUGGAGGAAGUGAGACAAGAGUACCUCUUGCAACCAGUUAGUUUCUGCCAAAAAUACAAAAUUUUACCCCCUCAGCGGUUCAGUGUUAAGGGCCAUUUCCGCAAAGAUGUCUUUGUCAAGUUGGCCACUAUGGCGGCUUUCCCUCGAUUUCAAGCAGCUUGGAUCUUGUUUUAUAAACGCAGUCCGUUACGUCGCAUGGUUCACAUGCUGUUGUUGCGCCCGCAACCUUCUGAAUGGUUAUACGAAGUCUGCAGAACUUUCAGAGACUUUGGGGCACUUACAAACGUACGUGACCCAAUUAUAUGGUGGAAAGCGGGGCUCAGCGUGGCAGCACUGACCGCUCUCGGAUUGAUCGUUGCCAAAAUUUUGCAUACGAGUGAGAAAUCCAGAUAAACUGCACUUGUUAUUUAUUUUUGUUUUAUUUCUUCAAAAUCCAUUUGUAAUAUAUAAAACUCUUGUUCAGACUGGUGCUUUUUGGUGUUGUAGUGUGGUUGUACAGCAUACAGGAUGGGCAGUAAGGCAAUAUUUUUAUUGUCCAUUCUGUACUAAAAUAGUGUAGAAUAGAUGAGAAAUGGAAUGAUUUGUACUAAAUAAGUUAUUUAUAUAUUUUAUUUAGUAGUUCUGUUUGUAUUACUCCAGUCUCAGUGCGUUAUUAAAUAAGACUGUAAUAUAAAAAUAAAUUAGUGAACAAAUUUU
This is a messenger RNA of Anthonomus grandis grandis, 2810 nucleotides long. It is a transcript of the gene Miro, whose product is annotated as mitochondrial Rho GTPase. Gene Ontology annotation, cellular component: mitochondrial outer membrane. The transcript is spliced from 12 exons. Gene Ontology annotation, biological process: mitochondrion organization; regulation of mitochondrion organization; small GTPase-mediated signal transduction. Lineage: Eukaryota; Metazoa; Arthropoda; Insecta; Coleoptera; Curculionidae. The record is from RefSeq and is a predicted model, not a curated record. Gene Ontology annotation, molecular function: GTP binding; GTPase activity; calcium ion binding. Bases 486 to 2507 code for a protein of 673 amino acids.